Molecule: messenger RNA, 903 nt
Organism: Perkinsus marinus ATCC 50983
Lineage: Eukaryota; Perkinsozoa; Perkinsida; Perkinsidae
Product: MORN repeat-containing protein, putative
Exons: 9
Coding region: 1-903 (300 amino acids)
Source: RefSeq, a predicted model, not a curated record
AUGUACCCCGACAGAAUAAUCAGUUAUUAUGGAACCUUUGCGGGACAGUGUAGUGGUGGGGAGGGGGUUGCGGCCGCAGUAGAGGAAUCGAUGGUGGCUGGAGAGGUCGGUGGAAGCCCGCAGCUACUGGAGGACUUCAAACAGAAUGAUGAUGUUAUCCUUGGUGCCAGUGUCCUUCCUUCGAACCGAGAUGGCAUCAGUCUGGUGGGGGAGGCGGUUGAUAUGUCUUUGCUGAUGAGGGAAACGGAAACUUACUGUGGGGAGCUGCUGAAGGGGCGUCCCCAUGGCCGAGGGGUUAAGAGGGUUCCGGUGCCGACCCUAGUGGGGGCAGGUUGGGAGGGGUUGUUCGCAGCUCCUACGUGUGAUGGGUCUGCGGCUCGCGAUGGGUUUUCGAGGAGUCUGUCGAGUACGGUGAGUGGGGGGACGGUGUUCACUGCAUUCACUGCGGCGACGACGACGGCAGGCUCUGGUGGGAGGGGGGUGAGGAGGCCUCGAUCGUGGGUCAAGGAGUUGGAGGUCUAUGAUGGUCAAUGGUUGCAUGGGCUGAAGCACGGUGAAGGGAGGAUGGAAUUUCGAGAUGGCGUGGUGUAUGAAGGGGAAUGGAGGGAAGACCUUCGUCAUGGAAGAGGUGUACAGGUCAUUGAUGCGGCUAGCAAGACCCGUCUGUUGUAUGGCUACGUGAAGUAUGAUGGUGAGUGGGAUGGUGGGGUUAGAAGUGGUGAAGGGAAGAUCGAACUGACGGAUGGGUCGGUGUAUGAGGGUAUGUUCGAGAUGAAUCAAAGGCAUGACCCUAGGGGGGAUGGUAGGGAGGGACAGGAGGACUCCCUGGUGUCGCUUUAUGAGGCUGCAGAAUGGGCAUGUGUAUGUUGGAGAGCUGGAUGCGUAUGGGAGGCCAUCGGGUAG